AUGCCAGAGCUACUAACUGCUCUCUAUAUUUCAGGUGUCGGUGUUGGUACUGUUAUGGUGACUGCAAUGGUGUCUGUUUACUACAAUGUCAUCAUCGCCUACAGCCUGUACUAUAUGUUUGCAUCCUUCCAGUCUCCUCUUCCUUGGUCCAACUGCCUGAACUGGCUGACAGUAACUGUGGAGUGCAGUUUAAAUGAAACAGUGGCUAAUUUGACUCAGAUAAAUGGUACUUGUCCUGAAGAAAGCACAAGUCUGAGUGAGCAGUACUGGGAUAAUGUGGUUCUGCAGAGAUCCAGUGGUCUUGAUGAAACAGGGCCUAUAGUUUGGCACUUGGCCCUCUGUCUGCUGCUGAGCUCCAUUCUCAUUACUGCAGUGCUCAUCAGAGGCAUCAAGUCAUCAGGCAAAGUUGUGUACUUCACAGCUACAUUCCCUUACGUGGUGAUUCUGAUCCUGGUGAUCCGGGGUGCGACACUAGAGGGAGCCAGAGAUGGAAUAGAAUACUACAUUGGUGUUCAAUCCAAUUUGACCAAACUCACAGAAGCACAGGUGUGGAAAGACGCAGCGACUCAGAUCUUCUAUUCUCUCUCUAUUGCCUGGGGUGGACUCAUGACUCUGGCUUCCUAUAACAACUUCCAUAACAACGUCUUCAAGGACACCUUCGUUGUGACACUUACCAACGCUGGUACGAGUCUUUUUGCAGGCUUUGCCAUAUUUUCUAUUUUGGGUCACAUGGCUCAUGUCUAUGGGAAUCCUGUAGGAGAGGUGGUAAAGGAAGGAUUUGGCCUUGCAUUUAUCGCAUACCCAGAUGCUCUGUCAAAUGCUUCCCAUUCUCCUCUGUGGUCCAUUCUCUUUUUUGUCAUGCUCAUAACAGUUGGUCUGGAUUCUCAGUUGCAGGAAUUGUUUGUUGGCAGCUGGCUGCCUGCUAUUUUGGCAUUGUUGGAGGUCACUGGGCUCUGUUACAUUUAUGGAGGGAACCGCUUCAUUAAAGACAUCGAGAUGAUGUUGGGAACAAAGACCUUUUGUUUCUGGCUGUGGUGGAAAGCGUGUUGGUUCUUCAUAACCCCCUGCAUCAUAGCGGUGAUCCUGAUCUGGUCUUUGAUGGAACUUACACCCCCUGUCUAUGGUGGGAGUGUCCCGUACCCACCCUGGGGUUUGGCUCUGGGCUGGUGCAUGGUGGCCUUUGUCCUCAUCUGGAUUCCCAUCUUUGCCACGUGGAAACUGAUGACAGCAGAGGGGCAGCCAUGGAAACGUUUGAAGUCGGUGUGUUGUCCCUCUGAGGACUGGCAUCCUUACCUGGCUGUUCAUCGUGGAGAACGUUACUCUGAAGAACGCUGCAGGCACCACAAAAUGAAGAACAUCAUCUCACCAGAUUCAAAUAAUCUAAAUAUUAUCUCCAACUCAUGGCUCUGAUAUUCUGGGGUUUUGUGCUCAUGUAUGUAAAAAUGCUUUCAAUGACAUGUGCAAGCUGAAAUUUAUUUUUAUUUUUUAUUAUUAUUAUAAUUUGAUUUGAUUGUGUAUUGAAGGUUACAGUUGUUCUACAAAUAUUCAAACCACUAGAUGGCAGACAGUGGGAGUCAUUGUUGAGCUGUGCUAUGACUUGACAAUGUACAUCAGCCAUGUAUCAGCUGGCAGAAAUACAAUAAAUGCAGUGCCUUAACAUUCAGUGUGUCAGUCA
Thalassophryne amazonica is the source of this 1675-nucleotide messenger RNA. Its product is annotated as sodium- and chloride-dependent neutral and basic amino acid transporter B(0+)-like. Gene Ontology annotation, molecular function: L-proline transmembrane transporter activity. The coding region runs from base 1 to 1410 and encodes 469 amino acids. The record is from RefSeq and is a predicted model, not a curated record. NCBI's taxonomy places the organism in Eukaryota, Metazoa, Chordata, Actinopteri, Batrachoidiformes, Batrachoididae. Gene Ontology annotation, biological process: sodium ion transmembrane transport. Gene Ontology annotation, cellular component: membrane. The transcript has 12 exons.